GCCUGCGCCCCUGCUAGGAGCUCCGCCAGCCCCCGGCCCGGGUCCGCUUCGCGCCGCUUCGGCUUCUGCCCCGGCCCCCUGGCAUGCUGCGCCCCCGCGCCGGCCCCUCCGCGCCCGGGUCUUGCCAUCGGCGGGGAAGCGCCAGGUUGCUGAAAAGUGCCUUUCCUGAAGCCACUGCUGCUUGGAUUUCUGUCUAAGGCUGCCUCUCUCUCCCCCUCCCCCCAACCCCCCCCCUUUUUUUAAUUUGGCGUUGCUUGCAGUUCAUACCCUAACGGCAACUCAUCCAUCCCCGCCCCCCCUUUUUUCCUUUUUACACUCUGUUCACUCAGCCAUUUUUUUUCCUUCCCGAGUAUGUAGCAAAUAUUUUUGAGUGAUUACAUCCUUUCGCUCCUUUUAAUACUCGCGAAUUGUCAUUUUUAGAACCAAGAAAUAAAAGGGAAAAAAAAAGUUUUCUGCCCAAGGACCGAGACCAUUCCGCAAACAGAAGCGCUGCCAGCCGCAUGUGCUUUUUGCAAGAAUAAUUGAAACCAUUAACUGGAGAGCACAGAAUUCUUUUGAAAGUCUGCCAGUUAUUUUCAAGUAACUUUGGCAGUGGCACAAAAUAUAACACUUAUAUUUUAACUUCUACAAUUGCACUUUUAGGAGCUGGCCUCUCAUUUGAUUUUCAGUUAUUCUGAUAAGAUUUCUAUUUUAUGAUUGGCUUUAUGUUUAAUUCUUGUUGAAACAAACACAAUUUGACUUAAAUGAAAACCUAAGUGCUGACGAAUAGAAAUUUUACCAAAGCAACAAGUUCGUUAUUUCUUCACAUUUAACUUGAAUUCACUUUUUUACCCUUUUUAAAAAAAUCAGCAGUAAUAUUGUCCUAAAGAAGGGUGUGAUUGCUUGCGUUUUAAUUUUUGUUUUUAAUAUGGCUGUAAACGUUUCCCUGGUUCGUGAUACAAAAUGGCUGACUUUAGAAGUAUGUCGAGAAUUUCAGAGAGGUACUUGUUCUCGAUCUGAUGCAGAGUGCAAGUUUGCCCAUCCGUCACGGAGUUGCCAUGUGGAAAAUGGUCGAGUUAUUGCCUGCUUUGACUCUCUAAAGGGCCGGUGUACUCGAGAGAACUGCAAAUAUCUUCACCCUCCCCCGCACUUAAAAACACAGCUCGAAAUAAAUGGACGCAACAAUCUGAUCCAGCAAAAGACCGCAGCAGCCAUGUUUGCACAGCAGAUGCAGUUCAUGUUACCCGGCGCUCAACUACAGCCAAUUACUACGUUUCCUGUGACUCCAUCACUUGCAACUAGUCCCACCAUGGCUUUUAGUCCCUACCUAAGUCAUGUUUCUCCUGGGAUGGGCUUGGUUCCUGCAGAACUUUUACCAAAUACGCCUGUCUUGGUUUCCGGGAAUCCUACUGUUACAGUACCAGGAGGCUCUGUUGCUCAGAAACUGAUGCGUACAGAUAAACUGGAGGUUUGCCGAGAGUUUCAGCGUGGAAAUUGCACUCGUGGUGAGAAUGAUUGCCGUUACGCUCACCCCAUAGAUAUUGCAAUGAUAGACACAAACGAAAACACUGUUACAGUUUGCAUGGAUUACAUCAAAGGCCGAUGCUCUAGGGAGAAAUGCAAGUACUUUCAUCCCCCUGCACACCUGCAAGCCAAAAUCAAGGCAGCUCAACACCAGGUGAACCAGACAGCUGCAACUGCAAUGGCCCUGCCACCUGGUGCACUUCAACCUUUACCAAAGAGGCCAGCACUUGAAAAAAACAAUGGUGCCACCACAGUCUUUAACCCAAGCGUUUUCCACUACCAACAGGCUCUAGCUAACAUGCAGUUGCAACAGCCGACAUUUAUCCCUACAGGGUCAGUACUGUGCAUGACACCCACUGCAAGCGUUGUGCCCAUGAUGCACGGUGCUACGCCCACCACUGUGUCUGCAGCAACAACACCUGCCACCAGCGUCCCCUUCGCUGCAACAGCUACAGCCAAUCAGAUAUCCCAGUUAUCAGUAGAUGAACUGAGUAGCAGCAUGUUUGUUUCACAGAUGUAGAAGUUACCGAUAGAACACAGACUAUGUUGAAAUUCUGAAGAGUAAAAUUACGGAGUUCCAGGACUUCUCGGUGGGAAGCUGCACAUGGCCUUUCUGUAUAUAUUCCCUCCUCCCUCAUUUCUUCCUCGACCACCUCUACAGUAAGUCUGUUGCAGCCUACAUGUUAACCAAAAACUGAUCAAUGGGAA
Molecule: messenger RNA, 2211 nt
Organism: Emys orbicularis (European pond turtle)
Lineage: Eukaryota; Metazoa; Chordata; Testudines; Emydidae
Gene: MBNL3
Product: muscleblind like splicing regulator 3
Exons: 10
Coding region: 908-2023 (371 amino acids)
Biological process (GO): regulation of RNA splicing
Cellular component (GO): nucleus
Molecular function (GO): RNA binding; metal ion binding
Source: RefSeq, a predicted model, not a curated record